AUGACUAAAGUUUUGCUUACCGGUGCCUCUGGAUUCGUUGCUAUCCACACUCUUGAAGCCCUUCUGACCCGCGGCUUCGUUGUUAAAGCCACUGUGCGCUCACAGGAAAAAGGCCACUACUUGCUUAACAAGUUCCCUGGGAAACCUCUUGAAAUUGCAAUUGUCGAGGACAUUCAAGCUCCCAAUGCUUUUGAGAAUGCGCUCAAGGACUCUGCUAUCACAGCCGUCAUUCAUACAGCAUCACCCUUCUUUGCUGCCAAAAACGAUCCUCUUAAGGAACUCCUGGAUCCGGCAGUCAAGGGCACUAAAAAUGUGCUUCAGGCAAUCAAGACUUUUGCCCCGCAAGUCUCCACUGUAGUGGUCACAUCAUCAUAUGCUGCCAUCUCUAACGUAACCAAGCGCACCGACCACAGCUUUGUCCACACAGAAGCCACCUGGUCUGAAAUUACAUGGGAGCAGGCAAUCUCUGACUUGAAUCUCUCAUACCGUGCAAGCAAGAAAUUUGCCGAGCGUGCACUUUGGGACUUUGUUGCUGAGGAAAAGCCAAACUUUACUGCCACCACCGUCAACCCACCUUUGGUUUAUGGCCCUGUUAUUCAAGAUGUUACCUCUCCUGAGAAACUUAAUACGUCCAACGCCAUUUUGUGGAAAAAUGUUAUUGAAUCAACUCCUGGAGACACCUCCGAUUCGUAUGCCAAUGAUGCGGCCCUUUGGGUUGAUGUUCGUGAUGUUGCUCUUGCUCACGUCCUGCCUCUCGAAAAACCAGAAUUGGCUGGCAAACGCUUGUUUGUCACUCCCGGCUUCUGUUCCACUCAGUCUAUCCUUGAUGUACUAAAUGAAAAGUUUCCCGCGCUUAAGGGCAAAAUCGCAGUGGGCCGUCCAGGCACUGGCGACAAGCAGUUGCCCGAGUUGUACCAGUACGAUAACCACGUUACCAAUGAUCUUCUGGGCAUCAAAUACCACACACUCGAAGAAUCUAUGAUUGACACUUUCAAGUCUCUUGUGAAUCUCCGUCCCAAAAGCUUUUUGUAA
Messenger RNA from Magnusiomyces paraingens, 1032 nucleotides. RefSeq lists its product as uncharacterized. Lineage: Eukaryota; Fungi; Ascomycota; Dipodascomycetes; Dipodascales; Dipodascaceae. The transcript has a single exon. The record is from RefSeq and is a predicted model, not a curated record. Gene Ontology annotation, molecular function: oxidoreductase activity, acting on the CH-OH group of donors, NAD or NADP as acceptor. The coding region runs from base 1 to 1032 and encodes 343 amino acids.